This is a messenger RNA of Camellia sinensis, 753 nucleotides long. NCBI's taxonomy places the organism in Eukaryota, Viridiplantae, Streptophyta, Magnoliopsida, Ericales, Theaceae. The record is from RefSeq and is a predicted model, not a curated record.
AUGUAAAUGAAAUUCGUAAUUGAAUUGUGGUGCCUUGAAUCCCAUUCUCAAUGCUCUCUCUCUGGUUUCUAUUUUAUGUCUCCUUUCAUUAUGUCGUUUAUUUUGUUUUGUUUUGUUUUUUUUUAAACAGUUGAAGGACUUUGAGAAAGCUGUAAUUUUUCCUUUAUCAGAUGUUUGCUUCGGACCUUGUACAGAUGAGCUCACCGAAGUGAUUAAGAUUGCUAAUCAUGAGAGAAGAAUGCAAGGUGAACGUUUCAUUAGUGUGAAGCAUAUUUUGUUUGGCCUUUCACUUUCAAGAGUUGGUGAAUGUGUCGAGAGGAUCCUCAAUGACAGGGGGCUAAAUUGUUUGGGUGGAUUUCCUUCGAAGCUCUCUUCGUUUAGCAUUUACAAGUUAUCGCGCGAUGCAGCUACCAUUCUUGGUGAUAAGGAUGUAGGACUUGAGCACUUGGUCCUGGCAAUUUUCUUUGGAAAGCAAGAAAGCAAUCGUACAGGGACGGCUGCACAGGAUGAUUGCACUUCUUUGUUCUUGGACGAGGACAAAUGGGAUGAUGAGCUUUUGAAAUGUUUAAGAAAUAGUAACACAGAAUGUGGUGUAGAAAGCUUCGACGACAGUGAUGCUUUCAAAUCAUUGCUACCCGAAGAUUGUUUGGAUGCUGCUGGUAGACCGUAAUCAUGUGGCUUUUUCAUCAUGGAAGAGCUGCACAAGACUUUCGAGUGUGGCUUGAAGUUGAAUGCUAUUCGUGAGUAGAAUUA